AUGUCUUCCUUCACUCCUGCCCAGUCUGAUGAUGUAUCCGUUGCAACUAUCCGUGCUCUUGCGGCCGAUGUUGUUACCAAAGCCAAUUCAGGGCAUCCUGGUGCCCCGAUGGGCAUGGCUCCAGUUGCUCAUGUCCUCUACUCCCGUUUCAUGAACAUUAACCCCAAAAAUUCAAAAUGGUUCAACCGUGACCGAUUCGUUCUUUCUAACGGUCAUGCAUGCGCAUUGCAAUAUGUCCUACUACAUCUUCUGGGCUAUAAACUUUCAAUGGAUGACUUGAAGGCAUUCCGUCAGCUGGAUUCCUUGACUCCUGGACAUCCAGAAGCAGGACAUACUGACGGUAUUGAGGUUACGACUGGUCCUCUUGGCCAAGGAUUCGGGAACGGUGUGGGUCUGGCUAUUGCUCAAGCUCACCUCGGUGCUGUAUUCAACAAGCCAGGUUUUGAACUGAUCAACAACUUUACAUACGUGUUCAGCGGCGAUGGUUGUCUCAUGGAGGGUGUCGCCAGUGAGGCGGCAUCUCUUGCUGGUCAUCUGCAACUGGGUAAUCUCAUAGUGAUUUACGAUGACAACCAUAUCUCUAUUGAUGGUGAUACUGCUGUGGCUUUCACUGAGAACGUUGGGCAACGUUUUUUGUCAUAUGGCUGGCAAGUCCUUCAUGUCGACAACGGUGAUUCUGAUUUCCGGGCAAUUUACAACGCAAUUGCCGAGGCUAAGCUGGAGAAAAGUAAACCCACACUUAUUUGUCUCAAAACCACCAUUGGUUUCGGUUCCAAACAACAGGGAACUCACGGAGUUCACGGCUCUCCUUUGAAAGCGGAUGAUAUUCAAGCCCUCAAGACCAAGUUUGGUCUUCCAGCAGACAAAUCAUUCUUCGUCCCACCUGCAACAUACGAUGCAUAUGCCGAUAUUGGCAAGCGUGGUGCUUCUUUAGAAGCUCAGUGGAAUUCCUUACUAGGAGAAUAUGGCCAAAAAUACCCCAAAGAGCAUGGCGAACUUACCAGACGUAUUUCUGGUGAACUUCCUACAAACUGGGAACAAUGCUUGCCUGUCUACAAAUCAACAGACGCUGCUCAAGCCUCACGCAAACUCUCCGAAAUCGUUCUCACGGCUCUCGCACCGGUUCUCCCUGAACUCCUUGGAGGAUCUGCUGAUUUGACUGGCAGUAACCUUACUAAAGUUAAGGGGUCGGUUGAUUUCCAGCCUCCUAGUACCGGUCUCGGGAAUUAUGCGGGUACUUACAUCCGAUAUGGUGUUCGUGAACACGGUAUGGGUGCGAUCGCUAACGGUAUACACGCUUAUGGUGGUAUUAUUCCUUAUGUUGCCACAUUCUUGAAUUUUGUUUCAUACGCUGCCGGUGCCGUCCGUCUUUCUGCUCUUAGUGGCCAUCAAGUUAUCUGGGUCGCUACUCAUGAUUCUAUCGGCCUCGGCGAAGAUGGACCCACUCACCAGCCGAUAGAGACUGCCAUCCAUUUCCGCUCUACGCCCAACCUCGCCUUUUGGCGUCCUGCCGAUGGCAACGAAACAUCUGCUGCGUACCUCGUAGCCCUCAAAUCCAAGAAGACCCCUUCAAUUCUCUCCUUGUCCCGCCAAAACCUCCCCAAUCUUGAGGCUUCCUCGAUCGAGAAAGCUGCCAAGGGUGGCUACGUCGUUCACGAGGUUGAAAGUGAAGACCUUACGAUCGUCAGCGCUGGUAGUGAAGUUUCGAUCGCUCUGGAAGCUGCCGCCAAGCUCAACGCCGAAGGCGUCAAGACACGCGUGGUCAGCUUACCAUGCUGGCUUGUGUUCGACAAGCAGCCUGAAGAAUACAGAUUGAGUGUGCUUAGGAGCGGCGCCCCUAUCCUCUCCCUUGAGGCUCUCUCUACUGCUGGAUGGUCGAAGUACAGUCACGAGCAAUACGGUCUUCCUGCAUGGGGCGCAUCUGGACCUUACCAAAAAGUGUACGAGAAAUUUGGUAUCACUGGUUCAAACAUCGCGGUCGUCGGAAAGAAGGUUGUCGACUUUUACAAGCAAAAAGGUGGCCCCGUUGUUUCUCCUUUGGUGAAGGCGUUCACGCUCUAG
Lentinula edodes (shiitake mushroom) is the source of this 2061-nucleotide messenger RNA. RefSeq names its product transketolase. Bases 1 to 2061 code for a protein of 686 amino acids. Gene Ontology annotation, molecular function: transketolase activity. Gene Ontology annotation, biological process: pentose-phosphate shunt. Gene Ontology annotation, cellular component: cytosol. The record is from RefSeq and is a predicted model, not a curated record. The transcript has 16 exons. Lineage: Eukaryota; Fungi; Basidiomycota; Agaricomycetes; Agaricales; Omphalotaceae.